GAUUGACGUCAAAAUGUAAAUACUCUGUAUAUGCAUUCAUUCACAUUCUAAAAAAAGGAACCAAAUCGCUAACACCUCCAGGAUUAAAACCGAUUAUUACCGCACAGUGGUCGAUAAAUUUGUCUGCACUUUGUAUGUUGACCUCAUAUUAAGGAGAAAUGGCGAGAUUACGAGAGGGAAAGUUAUACAAACUUCUCAAAGAAUCGGACGAUGCAGAUGAAGUGUUUGAUGCUUGUUACAACUAUGCUUACAGUGGCAAGGAUCUUAAUGCGCGAGACGAAGAAACGGGAGAGAGUUUUAUGCACCUCCUGGCGGAUGAGAUCCGCCACUUUACCACCGCCCGUGGGGUGGGGAUCAUAUAUUUGAUGGCGUGUAAGGGCAUGGAUCUAGAUAUUGCUGACAUAAAUGGGGACACGUUUCUUCACAAGAUUUGUCGGAAACCACAUACCCAUCGUGUACUGGUUUCUGUCAUUCGGAGUGGGGCGGAUCCAUUAAUUCGCAAUAAGAAGAAUCAGUCACCUGCCGAUGUUUUACAGGAGGAGAAACCCGAGGGGUGGGAGGAGACCCUCCAUUACUACAACAUGUUCAAACCUGGUUUGUACCGCGCUCUUCAAGAAGACAAUCCAGACAGGGAGCUCAUACGUCGUCUGUUAAAGUUUUGGUGCCGUGUAACCGUAGUGAAGAAUCGCCGCACAAUACAUCUUAAGUCCCGACUACUGGAGACGGCUUAUGGGCGGAAUCUCGUGGAACUGAUAGAAGAGUACGAAAACACAAACGAAUUCAUCCCCGCCUUGCUUGAGUGCGAGGCUAAGCUUAUUAGACAGUGGAUUAAGGAUCAAAUUAUAGUCAACAUCAAUGUUAAUACCAAAGAUUACAGUUACCAGUUUUCGGCCCCUAAUACCCCCAUUGCCCCUCGUCCCCUCUUGGUGGCCGUCUGGGAGACGAGAUGUCUGGAGACAGUGGACAUAAUGAUGGAGCUUGGCGCCGACACCAGUGUACUCUUCUCAUCCGAACCCGACAAAGAAAAACCAAAGCCUCUCUUUUUCCACGUUCUUAGUGGUCCUUUCAAACCAUCAGAUGAAAUUGCCUACCGGAUAUUACGUGGUUCCAAUCUUAACGUCAGAGAUCUCAAUGGACGAACAGUAUUGUUUGAAGCCAUUUCACACAACGCGUCAGAAGUAAUGAUUAAUUUUCUACUCAGUCAAGGAAUCCGGAUAGGACUGCGUGAUAAACAAGGAUUUACAGCAUAUGAUAUUGCAAAGAAAGAGAAAAAACUACAUUAUUGUAAGCUUUUAGAUAAUCACGUGAUCAACCUCGUUCGGGAUUGUGAUAUGGCACGUGUUGAGGAUAUGUUUCUGUUGGGAUAUGAUCGAAUUCUGAAAGCGAGGGAUAAGGAUGGGGUGACCGCCCUCGGGGUUGCAAGAAAUAGUGAUUCUACACAACUAAAAGAAACAAUGAACAAAUUUAACAAUGUUCAGGAACACAUUUGCAAAUUAUUCCACACUACACACGAAGGCGAUCUACAGCAAUUAAAGAAUUUAUUGGGAAGGAAGUAUUACUGUGCUCAGGAUAUAUGUGGGAGAAAUGUCCUUCACAUUGCUGUGAUGUCCCAGCAUAAGUCAAUUGUAGAAUAUCUAUCAACUAACUACCCGCAACUUCUCAACAUGCAAGAUAAUCUUGGACGAACACCAUUACACUAUGCAGAAAUUUUUCUAGAAGGCACUAAAGUUAUAGAUUUCAUGAUUGAAAAAGGAACAUCAGUUGAUAUCAAAGACGUGCACGAACGUACAAGCGUUGACUACCAAUGUGAUGUUUGCGGACAGAGGGCGUACUUAGCGUUAAAGAAGGAGAUCCAGGAAUUUAGACUAGACGUGUUCCUGGCACAAACCAAAUUCGAACGGACAUUUAUGGAGGCUGUGAAGAAAAACAACUUGCCCAAGGUUAAGGACCUAGUUAAGGGGGUGCUGAUGUAUGGAAACUUAAACCGCUACAGUCACGUGCUCUUUGACUGUGUGGACAAAGGUCAAGAGGACAUAGCGGUGUACUUGAUUGAGCAGGGCAUGGACACACAUAUCUACAAACAGUAUCAAGCAUGCAUAGCGAACGAUCCCGACUGUGCUGUUGGUGAAUGCAAUCACACAGUGACAUCAUUUAAAGAGAGGGUAAUCAACAGCGGUAACAACAAGAUACUGAACGCAAUGUCAGAAACAAACAGCAAAGCUGAACAGUUGCCAGAGGUUAUACUUGGCUAUUGAGGUGGAAAUAAAACACACGGAGAGUAUUUCUAUGUUGCAAAGCAAAGAACAUCAUUCUCGGAUGUGCAGUCAUUCAAUGUUUUCGGAUUGCUGUGACACACAUUAAUGGACUGUCACAAUAAAAUAUGUAUACUCGUUUGUUGCAUCAGUUGUUGUAUAUCAGUGUAAAUAAUCCUAUUUUUACUUCAAUUAAUCAAAACAACUAGUACAAAUCUCUGUCAUCCUUGGACCUUGAAAUUAUUAACACCAGGAACCUUAAAUUGUUGUUGAUAACGAUGAGACGACUUAAACCCCACUUCUUUGCGGUA
This is a messenger RNA of Saccostrea cuccullata (small rock oyster), 2563 nucleotides long. RefSeq lists its product as uncharacterized. Gene Ontology annotation, molecular function: transcription cis-regulatory region binding; protein binding. Gene Ontology annotation, cellular component: nucleus. Lineage: Eukaryota; Metazoa; Mollusca; Bivalvia; Ostreida; Ostreidae. The record is from RefSeq and is a predicted model, not a curated record. The coding region runs from base 159 to 2255 and encodes 698 amino acids. Gene Ontology annotation, biological process: positive regulation of transcription by RNA polymerase II. The transcript has 12 exons.